Messenger RNA from Clunio marinus, 396 nucleotides. NCBI's taxonomy places the organism in Eukaryota, Metazoa, Arthropoda, Insecta, Diptera, Chironomidae. The record is from the annotation of a GenBank genome assembly.
AUGCAUUCACAACAUUCAGAAAUGCAGUACAAGGAUGAAGUACAAGGAAAAGAGUUAGAAGCUAUAAAUGGUGUAUCAGUUUAUUUAUGGACGAUAAUUCCCAAAGCAAGCAAUAACUCUUCAUGUAGUGGAAGAAAAAUGUGGAAUCACAGACGACUUUCAAGCCUAUAUUGGAUUUACACAUUAAGCAGUUUAUUCGUAGUUCUAGUUCGUUGCAUGACCUCGGGUACGAUAAAUUUCAAGAUAAAUUUUCACUCAAGUUUGAAUACUCGCAAAAAAAGUUUGUUAAGAGUCGAGAAGUACUUUGAAGUGAUAGGAUGUAUCUUAGCAUUAGAUAAACAUAAUCCACAUAAUCCAAAGAAUUCUGUCAUGUUUUCAUGGUGCUUAACAAAAUGA